ACCUCAUUUCAUCUUUCUUUCUGUCAUUCCUAUAAAAUUUUCCUUCGGGUUUUUCCUUUCCUAACCCCGAAAGUUAUAUUUUUGCGACCACUUUUCCUCUACCGCUUAUGCCGGACGGAGUGGAGGGUGUGGAGAGAGCCUUCUGCUUUACUGUCCUUUCUUCUACAAUCACCUUAGUAGUCCUAGGUCAGGUAACGUCGUAAGGAUCGCAAGGUCUGUUUUGGCCUGUUUUUCUAAGUAACUAUGGGACAAAAAAGUUCCUUAAAAUUGGAUUUAUUUGCCUUCAGAUAAAUUAUAUUAAGUAUCUCCAAACACUUCACAUUACAUUUCCGAUUGGAAUUUGUUCACACAAUUAGUAUUCAAUGAGAAAGCACAUCCUACAAGUACCCAAUGCUACCUCUGUCAAUACAUAAUCUUUACAUUUUACUCUGGACUGUUAGGAUCUAAAUUUGCGAAAACUUUGCAGCUUGCCCAUCUUGACCCUCUCUGGUCUGUGUCCCGUCCAUUGCCGUCUCCUACGCCUCACCAUACACAACGUGAUGUUAAAACGGCUUUUUGCACCAACAAGGCAUUCAUUGCUAGCAGAUUUAUUUUAUUGAGAAAGGGGUACUGAGAAAGGGUAUACCUACACCGGCCUAACACAGGCAGAAUAUAGAGAAAGGAUAUACUUACACCCGCCUAACACAGACAGAAUAAACUGCUAUGGCAUCAAGUGACAACAACAACAACAGCAAUUACUACACACUCCUCGGCGUGAGUCGCGACGCCACGCCCGAGGAAAUCAGGAAAGCGUACCGGCGGCUCGCCCUCCUCCACCACCCGGACAAGAACCCGGCCAGCGUGCGGGAGGCGACGGUCAAGUUCCAGCGUAUCCAGGCCGCCGUGGAGACGCUCUGCGACCCUAAGAAGAAAAACGCGUACGACAGAGAGUGCCGCCAGAAAGAGAAUAAGAGGAAGAGGGACGACAGCUGCAGGGAGAGGGAGCACAAGAGAAGGAGGGAAGAAGGGCAGCACGAACACAGCCAUCACACAGAACGAGGGAACGACAAGAGGAGAAGGAAACAGGAAGAGGAGGGGCGCAAGAGGUAUCAGAAGAGGCGGCGACGCCAAGCAAGAGUCUACAGUUCUGAUGAGGACGAGGAAGAAGAUUUACAAGACGACGUUCAUGAGGAAGAGAGCAGCGAGCACAGCGAAUGCACGGGAGAGAGUUCUGACGAAGAAGAGGAACGUGUGUAUGGGGCGUACGAACACGACCCAGAUUACGAGACGGAGACGGAUGAAGACUCCGCUUCCUGCAGCGACUAUGUGUCCGAGGAAUCGUCGGAGCUGGAGACUCCGUCCGAGGAAGAGUCUGAGCCAGAGUCUUCCCACGAGCAGGACUCCGAAAACGAACCCGAGUCCGAGGCGACGAGGGAGGCAGACAUAGAGGACGAGAGGGACGCCUCCUCCGAGCAAGACGAGAAGGAAGAACAGGAAGAGGCGGAACAUGAGGAAGAACACUAUGAAAGCAAAGAGUCUAAUGAAGAAGAGCGGCACCAACACAGGCAUGGAAAGAGAGAGACACUGGAGGAGGAUGAAGAAUUUAGGUAACUUAAUUUAGGUAAGAAGAGAGAGAAGAUUCCGAACACGAAGAAAGUAAUAGAGAAGGGCAGCACGAAGAUAAUCAUGACAAAAGAAAGAGAGAGAAGGAGGAGGAUGAAGAAGAGUUUAGAACACAUGGAAAGAAAAUGAGGGGACUGAGAGAAGAAUUCGAAGACGCUGAAAAUGAUGAAGGGCGGCACGGGGAGAGGCGUGACAAAAGAAAGAGAUAGGAAGAGGAUGGACAAGAGUUUACACACCGUAGAAAGAAAACGAGAGGAUACAAAGAAGAGUCGGAAUACAAAAAAACGGAUGAAGAAUCGGAAGACGAAGACUGACAAAAAAAGUAUGAAAACAAAGAACAGGAGAACGACUGUAAAUACGAAAAGAAGAAAGAAGAAAGAAGAGUCUGAAGACGAGGAAGAAGAAUCCGAAGAGGAAGAAGUCGAAUACGAAAAGGAAGAAUCCCAGUGCGAGAAUGGCGAGUCAGAAGAGGAGGCACAGGAGGCGUCAGAAGCUGAGGCGGAGGCGACAACAGACUGCGAGAUAGAAGAAGAGGAGGAGGAGGAGGACGGGCGUAAGAGGACACAUAAACGAAAGCGGAGCAGAUAGCAGGAAGGAGCUGGAGCCAGUAGGAAGAGCAGGUGAGGCUGAGCAGAGACACGCGAGCAAGAAGAACGACUAGGAGAAGAAGUGAAGAUAAGGAUAAAGAGUGAAGAGAGAAAGAGAAAGAUUUACCAGUGGUUCCCAAACUAGGGGUCAUAGGCCAACGGCGGACAAUACAGCAAAAUUUUGGGGCCACAAGCUGAGGCGAUGUACACAGAAAAAUCCCAAGGCCCACCGCACUACAACAUCCAGUCAGAAAAAAAUGAGGUGGAAUGAAUAAGAUUACAGGUAUUGGCAGAGUUUUUUUUUUUUUUAUAAUGGAGCAAAAUAAAUGUAGAACUACAGACUGUCACUACUCACGAGAUGGGGAUUGGGGAGGAGAAGGGCCAUGGAUGAGGAUGAUAUGUGAAAAUUGGGAAAAUAUCAGAAAAGUUUGGGAACCAGUGAUGUAGACAGUGAUAUCCCUCCAGAAACAGAAGCAAGAAAUGGAUGCAGAGUGUGAUAUCCUCCGAAGAAGAGGAGGAAGAGAAGGAUGCAGAGAGUGAUAUUCCUCGAAAAAGAAAAGCAAGACAUGAAUGCAGAGAGUGAUAUCCUCCGAAAAAGAGCAGGAAGAGAAGGAUGCAGAGAGUGAUAUUCCUCGAAAGAAGAAAAGAAAGAGAACGAUGCAGAAAGUGAUAUCCAUGCGAAGAGGAGUAGAAGGAUGCAGAAAGUGAUAUCCAAGCAAAGAAGAGGAGUAGAAGGAUGUAGAGUUAUAUCCUCCGAAAAUGAGGAGAAAGAAGAGGAGGCAUAGAGUGGUAUCCUCCGAAAAAAAAAGUAGGAAGAGAAGGAUGCAGAGAAUGGUAUUCCCAGAAGAGGAGGAGAAGAAGAAAGAUGGAGAGAAUGAUAUACCUUGAAGAAGAGGAGGAAGAGAAGAAAGUAGAGAGUGCUAAUCUUCGAGGAAUAGAGGAUGAAGAGAAGGAUACAGAAUGAAGAAGAAGAGGAAGAAAAGGAUAAAGAAUGAAAAAGAAAAGAAAGUGCAGGAUGCAAAGAGUGAUAUCCCUCAAAGAAGAGGAGGAAGAGAAGGAUGCAGAGUCAAGAAGAGGAGGAAGAGAUAGACGCAGAGAGAAGAAGAGAA
Scylla paramamosain (green mud crab) is the source of this 3298-nucleotide messenger RNA. RefSeq lists its product as uncharacterized. The coding region runs from base 703 to 1590 and encodes 295 amino acids. The record is from RefSeq and is a predicted model, not a curated record. The transcript has a single exon. NCBI's taxonomy places the organism in Eukaryota, Metazoa, Arthropoda, Malacostraca, Decapoda, Portunidae.